This is a messenger RNA of Mobula hypostoma (lesser devil ray), 1586 nucleotides long. It is a transcript of the gene cnn3a, whose product is annotated as calponin 3, acidic a. The transcript has 7 exons. Gene Ontology annotation, biological process: actomyosin structure organization; actin filament organization. Gene Ontology annotation, molecular function: actin filament binding. Lineage: Eukaryota; Metazoa; Chordata; Chondrichthyes; Myliobatiformes; Myliobatidae. Gene Ontology annotation, cellular component: actin cytoskeleton. The record is from RefSeq and is a predicted model, not a curated record. Bases 258 to 1259 code for a protein of 333 amino acids.
AGCCGGGCUCGCAUUGUGAGCGCUGUGAAAGCCGAGCCGCAUCUCGUCUCCAGCUUCGCUCGGCAGAGGCUGCAGCUUGGAAUCUCGCAAGUCCGACUGACUGCCUCGGGUCCGUCGCCGUCCCACGCAAAGACCUCGACCUGGGCUUCACUCCACCGGCUGCCCACCUUCGCGAAGCUCCAGCGCCCGUCGGCUUUUCGACCAGCCCAUUCAGACCUGAAGCCACUUUCUUCCGCGACACUCACCCGCAACACACAAUGGCUCACUUUAACAGAGGUCCCGCGUACGGUCUGACCGCCGAAGUACGAAACAAGAUCCUUCAAAAGUAUGACCCUCAGAAAGAGGAGGAAUUACGAAUCUGGAUUGAAGAAGUUACAGGCAGACGCUUGGGUGAGAACUUUCAAAUCAGCCUUAAGGAUGGUGUCAUUCUUUGCAUACUCAUGAACAAGCUGCAGCCUGAUUCUAUCAAGAAAAUCAAUGAAUCCAAAUUAAACUGGCACCAGCUGGAGAAUAUCAGUAACUUUAUUAAAGCCAUGCAGGUUUAUGGGAUGAAGCCACAUGACAUUUUUGAAGCGAAUGAUCUGUUUGAAAAUGGGAAUCUGACUCAAGUGCAGACGACACUUUUGGCCCUUGCGAGCCUGGCAAAAACUAAAGGCUUUCAGACGAGAAUGGAUAUUGGAGUUAAGUAUGCAGAUAAGCAAGAGAGGCACUUUGAAGAAGAAAAACUGAAGGCUGGACAAAGUGUAAUUGGGCUUCAGAUGGGAACCAACAAAUGUGCCAGCCAAGCGGGCAUGACUGCCUAUGGCACUCGAAGACACCUUUAUGAUCCAAAAACUCAUACUGAGAAGCCAUAUGAUCAAACAACCAUAAGCCUUCAGAUGGGGACAAACAAAGGUGCAAGUCAGGCUGGCAUGACAGCCCCAGGUACCAGAAGACACAUCUAUGACCAAAAGGUGUCAACAGAGAAGUGUGACACCUCCACAAUAUCAUUGCAGAUGGGCACCAAUAAAGGGGCUUCCCAAACGGGUAUGACUGUAUACGGCCUGGGACGACAAGUGUAUGACUCCAAAUAUUGUGCCACCCCAACUGAGCCUGUCAUUCACAAUGGAAGCCAGGGAACAAAUGGCUCGGAGUAUAGCGAUGGAGAUUACCAAGGUGACUAUGCAGGUGAAUACCCAGAUGAGUAUCCUGCAGAGUAUCAGGAUGAGUACCAAGGAGAUUACCGUGGUGAUUACUCUGAUCACGGUGUUGAUUAUUAAUGAUCAGUAUUAUGGCCCAUGAACUAGCUAGACAGCUUUGAUUUUGCUACAGUCUUCCAUGAAUUUAAAGGCCCUAAAGAUUGGAUUCCUGGCUUUUCUGUACACAGCUAAUCCAUAAAUCAGUAUUUUGCUGUCUUGCUUUUCUAGUUUUUCUUUCAUUGCCACGUGCUGGUAACAGUAAUUACCACUUUAAGUACUGGAGAUAAUUGAUUUUCACUCACUUGAAGGAAAGUUCCUAAAAGUCAACUUUUCAGAAUCCAUACCUAGCACCUCCCCACUUUUUAAAAUUUGGUGGAUUGAUUUUAUUUACCACAUUUAUACACAUUU